Helicoverpa armigera (cotton bollworm) is the source of this 2111-nucleotide messenger RNA. RefSeq names its product basic proline-rich protein. Gene Ontology annotation, cellular component: nucleus. The record is from RefSeq and is a predicted model, not a curated record. Bases 216 to 1490 code for a protein of 424 amino acids. Gene Ontology annotation, biological process: mitotic recombination; double-strand break repair via single-strand annealing; double-strand break repair via homologous recombination. The transcript is spliced from 4 exons. Lineage: Eukaryota; Metazoa; Arthropoda; Insecta; Lepidoptera; Noctuidae.
AUCUGUGUAGAAUGAAUUUUUAACAAGCGGAAGUUCCGCGCAAAAUGUCAAUAAUUGAUGUUGUUAAUGUUGGGAAAUUAAUUGCCAAUUUAUUCGAGAACAGCUUAUAUUAAGUUGUUUUAACAGAUAUUAUAUUUAUUUACAAUUACACGUUGAACCCCAGUAUACGACACUUCAUGGCAUGUUGAUUUGAUUGCGCGCCCGCCUAACUUACAAUGCAAAGAAAACCUGGAUUUCCCGUGGCUAACUGCAGCAUUAAAAUGCCGGACUGCUCAGUAAUGCCCGAGGCUCUAUGUGAUGAUGACAGCGACCAGCAACAGCGCCGCCAGCAACUCAUCAACUUUGGCCACUCACAGUGGGGCUUCAACAACUGGAGCUGGGCAGUCACUAAACAAGACCUGGAUUUUGUGGACUUCACAAAUGGCAAGUACUGUGCGGGAGUAGUUGCCUUUGUCUCUAUAACAGUGAAGAGCUUUGACAUACACAGAGAGAAUAUCGGCUAUGCCACCUCAACAGCAAACUCAAAGGGAUUCGCCAUUUACAAGUCCAGAAAGUGUGCAGUGACAAAUGCACUUCGUGAGACAUUGCUGAGUUUUGGUGGCAGUGUGGCUACUGAACUAAAUGAGCUGCUGGAGGCACAGCGACUCGAUGCGCCGGCCAACGCGCCCGAGCCACUCACUGAGAACAACCAGAAUGUAGCCAACAAGCUUGUCGAGCCUAAGAACGUGACACUCGAGCGCAACGCGCGGAAGGACUCCAGCGACAGCACCCCCCACCCCGCGCUGCGCUCCCCCCUCGCGCCGCACGCGCCGCCACCCGUGCAGCCCGCGCCCCCGCCCGCACAACCAGCACCACCCGUGCAGAACGGGCCCUUGCCGCCGCCGCCCGCCGUCAAGAAUGCUGCCGCCGCGCGAGCACUGGCCGCCGCGAUGCCGCCCGCCAACCGCGUGCCACCCGUGGGCCCCGGGCGGGGGGCUCCGGGCCCCGCCGGGCCGCCCCCGGGUCCCGCGCCGGCCGCGCACGCUGCACACGCUGCACAUGCUACACACGCGCGACCCAACUCUAACGUAAGUUUCGUGCUGCAGCCGGUGGUGGGCGCGCUGGGCGGGUACGGGGUGCCGCCGCUGUACGGCGCGGGCCGCUCGCCCGCCGCGCCGCACGUGUUCCCCAACGCCUACUACGAGUACCCGGGCGGCGGCGGCUGGCACUUCGCCUACGAGAGUUACGACCGUCCUCCCGGCAACGUGAACCUUAACUUCAACCUGCCGCCCAAGAACCUCGUAGUGAACGGCCGUGGCGCCUGUCGCCCGCCCGAUGACGUGACGUUCGCUCCGCCGCCGCCGGCGCAGGGGUGCUGGAUCAAGCCCACGAUCUUCUAUGACGGCUUCUGGACGGAACAGAAAGUCAAGAAGUGGGUGGCCGAGCAGGUGGAGAAGCAGUUCCCUGAGGACGCGAGCGCGGCGUCGUCGGCGUCGCCGGACAAGGCCUAGCCCCGCCCGGGCGGCCGGCGCCGACGCACUAGCCAUUAGUAUUUUAUCAGCGAGUUAUUCUUAUACACACUGUGGAAGUUUUUUGCCACUUGCUCAUGCGAGUAUCGCAGUAGUUUCGAAAAUAGAUGUAUUAUAGGUACGUUAGGUAUAUAGGUAAGUUUGAAAUCUCAAAAAUGGUGAACUAUUUUUUAUGUAAUUUUUCCUUGUUGUAUGUAGUCGUAAGUGUUGUCGACGUGAGGCGUUUCUCUCGAGCCGCUUCGUUGUUAGAAGUCGGCUCGGGGACUGUUUCGAAUGUCUGCUUUAUCUUGAUCUAGUGUUUGCCGGAACUAGCAUCAGACGAGUGCACCUAUAGGUAUCGUAUCGAUAUGUAAUGUGUGUGAAGGUUUUAUUAGAUUUAAAUGAAAGAUUUUCUGUUUACCUCACGAAUCUUUCUCGACGUUUUAAUACUAAGAUAUUUUAAUAUUUUCCUCUUAUGGUUGAUUAGGAAUUGGGUUUUACCAUGUUACAUAGUAAGGUAUAAUGAAUGGAAUUGCAAAUGUACAUAGAUAUACGUAUUAUGUAGUAAUACCAUGUAGUUAUACCAGAUAACUGUUUUUAUUGAAAUAAAAAUGUUUGAAUUUU